GCUUCAUGGUUACGAAUCGAAGGUCCGUAAAAGAACCAUUGGCCAUGAAGAUCCAGACCGGUCCAUUUCUCACUGAGAAAUUCAGACAUCGAGAGACUAACAACAUCACCGUAGUGGCACUUGUCACUGCAGCGGCUCUCUGCGGGAGAUGGAGAAGGAAGGAAAGAAGGCGGCGGUGGAUCUUAUAGCAACUGCUUACUGUUGCUGCAGUAGCUUCGGAACCGACCAGGACUUCCUUUCUCUCUCAGCUUGCUCCGACAAUGAAGUCUGAUCCGCACCUAGAUAUUCACUCUGGCUCGCCGUGCAGCUCAACGGGAUAGAAUACCGUAUGCUUCAGGUGUCCCUAAUGUUGUGACCUGUGUUGCUGCAUUGUAUCCAUUGAGUUCCAGUUACAAUGCAACGUGUGAGGCGCUGCAGUUCCAGCAUUACAGCCCGUCGAGUCUUCCCUUUCCGACGUCCCUGUUGUACAUCAGGUCGAGUCGGGUCCGUGUGGAACUUUCGGGGAAUGGUAUUGUAUUUUGAAGUCUUAUCAGGAGGCGCGCAGAAAGAGACGCUGACUUCUUGGUCACCAUCGGGGGAAGAUGCGCUCCUUAACUUUUCCAUGCGUUUCUAAACGUGCUCUCACCACCUUCCUGGCGGGGGUUUUCCAAUUGCUUUACUCAGCAAUGCAGAGCUUCCCUGUAUUAUUUAAAUAUCACGAGAGGAAAUAAGCGAUUUGGACUUUUUGGGUCUUUUAAGGGAGGUGGAGACGUUGAUCCCCUCCCUCAGUCCUCGACUGAAAUUGCCACAUAAUUUUGCUCAGGAGAGACACUUGAAGCCGCACCACACCAGCGCUGGAAAUGGAGGCACCUAAUGGCUACUCUGCAAGUAAUGGCCAAUGCUCUCCAGGUAAGGAGAAGUCAAGAAUGACAACAUCUAAUGGACAAAAUGAGCUUUAUGGCUGUAAUUCCCCUAGUGAACUGAGCGACAAACAGAUAAAGCAAGAAGACACAAGGGAGGAUGCUGACAACAGAAGUCCAGUGUGUGAGGCCCAAACAGGAGAAGAAGGGACAUCUCUGGGGGAAUCUAUGACUGGGAGCCCAAGUAAUGCACAGGAUGGGUUAUCCGGACAAAACAUGGCCAUGGAUGCAACCAGUCGCCAUCCAAACGGUGACCGGCCAUUCCAGUGCAACCAGUGUGGUGUCUCAUUCACGCAGAAGGGAAAUCUGCUCCGACACAUUAAGUUGCACACAGGUGAAAAACCCUUCAAAUGCCCAUUCUGCAGCUAUGCCUGCCGCCGCCGUGAUGCUCUAACGGGUCAUUUGCGCACUCAUGCUGUUGGCAAACCACACAAGUGUAACUACUGUGGGCGGAGCUACAAACAGCGCAGUUCCCUUGAGGAGCACAAAGAGCGCUGCCAUAGUUACCUGCAGAGCAUUGGUCUGGACCCAACUGCCAGCACGGGCGCUUAUGCAGGUGACGUCCCUAAAGAGCCAAGGCCUAUGACUACGUUUGAGCGGCCGCUCGUGAUGGAAAGAAUGCAUAAUAAUGUUGGGAAAAGGAAGAGUAGCACACCCCAGAAAUUUGUUGGUGAAAAGAUGCUGCGCUACAGCUACCCUGAAAUGGGAUAUGAGAUGGGCCUCAAGUUUGAGAAGCAAGCUGAACUGUUGUCAGCUCACAUGAUGGACCAAUCUUUGGGUAAUGCCAUGACAUACUUGGGAUCAGACACACUUCGGCCCAUUCUCCAGCACACAGGGCACCCCCUCUCUAUGACUGAGGUUGUGCCCAUGGUCAGCCCACUCUACCAUCACGUUCUGCCUCUAGAUCACAGAGUUGAGCGCACAGGGAAUAUUGACUCACUGCCAUCUCAGCCCCCAUUACCCUCUGCUUUCCCUAGCCACACCACCUCCAAUGGGCCCGCUUCUUUGACUCGGCAUGGUAAGCCAACCCAGUCAAGACAUGAAGAGACGCCAAGCAACAGCGGAGAAGACUCACCUGAGUCGGCUGGCAGCAGCCCUCAGGAGCGACAUGCGAACCCUAGUAGCCAUCUCCCGUCCAGUCUCAGGUCACGCUCAAGUCCUACAGUUUUUUCAGGUGAUCAUGUGAAAGAUGUGUUACCCAGAAUUGGGUCAGGAACUGGGAGUGGGGUAUUGCGAGAAUCUGCAGAGAAGCCUGCAGUCCAAGAAGGGGUACGGGUGUUUGGGCGAGAAGGCCGGGAGUUACGGGCCUUCCAGUGCGACCAUUGCCAAGUGCUCUUCCUGGACCAUGUCAUGUACACCAUCCACAUGGGUUGCCAUGGAUACAGGGAUCCGAUGGAAUGUAACAUCUGUGGUCAUCACAGCAAGGACCGUUAUGAGUUCUCCUCGCAUAUCGUCCGUGGUGAACAUACAUUCCAGUGAAAGUCAAAUUUAAAGACAAGUAAGGGGAAGACUUUUAUUCUCACGUUUUAACCUUUAAUGGGGCUGCAGACUUAUGUAGCACUAGUACAGACUUUACAGCUACAAACAGUGUGAAUCUGAACAGCUGAACAAACAUAUGAAGGCUUUUAGAGCAGUGUGUGCUGCUAUAAACGUGACCAAAUCACUUGUAUUGAAACCAUUUUAAAAGCUUGCUAAAACAGACCUCAAGGAUUACUUCAACCAAAACUACUUUAUUCAGCAGCGCACAAUGUGACCAGUGUAGUGUUUGUCGGCAGGUCGUUUUGUUUAGGCUCAUAAUGCUCACUGUUUACAAAGUACAAAGGAAUAUGAGGACCACAUUGAAAAGAGGGGGGGGGGGGGAGACAAGACAGUUAAAACAUUGUACGAAUAAAGUUGCAAUUAUGAGAAUAAAGUUAAGUGGGUAUAUUUUGGCACAUCGCCAUCUUCAGUAAGAGCACUUUAAUGUGAGCGACUGUGCAAAAAUUUGUUUGUUCCUGAGAAAGAACAACACUGACUACAUUGCCUAUUUUAUAGAGAUUGUUUGAUCAUCAAUCAGAAGUGGUUUACUUACCAAAUACUAAAUACCGGUAAUAUUACUAGAUGACGAUACAGUGUAUGGCAGUUCUCAAGAGAGAGACAGUGGUUGUUGGUCUCUGACUGUUGCGUAUCCAUUUAUGUGAGAAUUUUGACAUUCAUGUUGCAAUACAACUUGAAUUUUUUUCCCCCAGUAAUAUUAUGACUUUAAUUUUGUAACAUAACUUUUUUUAUCUCAUUAUAAUUCCUUUUUCUCUUUCAACGUGGCCCAAAUUCUCCUUCGUCAUAAAGAACAAGAGUGUGCUGGAAACUGUAGUUUGGUCACCUGAUGCUGCUUGGCGUCCAUUUGGACUUGAUAGCCUGUGGAAAUAUUGUCCCUCAUUUUAUUCUGCAUUUGCAUGAAUAUUAAUGCUUGUGCCAUUAUAUUUAGCUCAGCUUUGUGACAGUAUUUAUUUUAAUGUUAGCAUUAUUUCUAAGGUUCAAUUUUCCAAUGUUAUUAAAAGGAUUACAUUUUAAUUACAGCAAAAUACCGAGGCAAUGCUGAGUGGCUCAACAUUGAGCAUUCGCUCUGCAUAUUUUCACCACUUCAGAUCAUCAAAUAAAAUGUAAAUAAAAAAAACCAGUAAAUACAAAAUACAAUUUAUGAAUGAUAAUUUAAUUUAUUAAAGCUACAGAGGGCUUGUGGUCAUGAACUGAUGGCCAAAAAUUCUCCUUUAGGAUUUUCUGGUAUAUGGCAGAAUUCAUGGUUCCAUCAAUGACAGUAAAUCGUCCAGGCACUGAAUGGGCAAAGCAGCCCCAGGUCAUCCACUUUGUUUGACUGUGGGUAUGAUGUUCUUUUUCAGAAAUUCCAGAUUUAACAAGAUGCAUGCCUUUCAAAAAUAUCAACUUUGGUCUUGUCAGUAUAUAGAAUAUUGCCAAAGUUUGGGGAUUAUUCAGAUGUUUGUUUGCAAAAGUAAGAUGAGCCUUUAUGUUCUUUUCGGUCGGCAGUGGUUUUCACUAUGAAAGUCUGUCAUGAAUGCCAUUUUUGCCUCUUCACUUCCUUAUUGUUGAGUCAUAAACACUGGUCUUAACUGAGGCACGGGAGACCUCUAGUUCUUUACUGUUGUCCUGGGUUUCUGCGUGAUCUCCUGGAUGUGUUGUCGGUGUGUUCUUGGGGUACUUUUGGUAGGUUGAUGACUCCUUAGGAAUGUCUUUGUAAUCUUUUCCAGACUGAAAAAUGUCAAUUAUGAUAUUGCUAAACUGUUCUUGAAUUUCAUUGGAUCUUGGCAUUUUGUUGCUUUUUGAGAUAUUUUGGCCAUCUUCAUUUUGUCAGACAGGCACUAUUUGUUGAUUGAACAGGUCUGGUAGUAAUUAUGCUUGGGUAUGGUCAGUAAAAUUUAACUCAGUUUUUACAAAAAUGAGACUGUUUACAUUUAACAGUUUCACUUAUGGCUAAGAAGGUUUGGAUAGAUUUUUUUUCCCCGGAAAACAUUAAAUCAUUAUUUUAAAACUGCAUUUUGUGUUUACCUCAGCAAUCUUUGUCUUGUAUUUAAAUUUGUUUGACGGUCAGAAACAUUAAAGUGGGGGAAAUAUAAAUUCAAAAAAGGAAUUUGGCAAGGGGGUAAAUAACUUUCUCACAGCACUGUACAUGAAAAUUGUGAGCAGGGGGUCUUUGGAUUUUGGUUUAGAUUUUUUAAUCAUGUGAAAGACAAUCAAAACCUGAUGAAUAAAAAAGGCAUACAGUUACUUUUAGAAACCAAGGUUACUGGGGCAACCUUCAAUCACCUUUGUUAUCCAACUUUGAAUUACCGUAGGCAAUAGUCUCAGUCACUUCGCGGUGCAAUGCGACAUUGCUUGGUGCUUUAAAUUCUAAUCCAUGUUCAUUGUUUCAUUUUCUGUUGAUUUCCUUAGAGACAUUUUUUUCUUAUUGAGGCAGCACGGUGAGCGUGUGGUUAGCACAUCAGCCUCACAGUUCAGAUGUCUUAGGUUCAAAUACAGGCUCUGGCCUUCCUGUUUCUCCCACAUUACAAAAGCAUGCAUGGUAGGUUAAUUGAAGACUUUAAAUUGUCCCUAGGUGCGUAUUUGUGGGUGAAUGGUUGUCUCUGUGCUCUGCGAUUGACUGGCAACCAGUUCAGGGUGUAUGCUGCCUCUCGCCCAAAGUCAGCUGGCAUAGGCUCUAGCACGCCUGUGACCAUCCAUCCAUCCAUUUUCUGAGCCGCUUUUCCUCACUAGGGUCGCGGGCGUGCUGGAGCCUAUCCCAGCUGUCAUCGGGCAGGAGGCAGGGUACACCCUGAACUGGUUGCCAGGCAAUCGCAGGGCACAUAGGAACAAACAAUCAUUUGCACUCACAGUCAUGCCUACGGGCAAUUUAGAGUCUCCAAUUCAUGCAUGUUUUUGGGAUGUGGGAGGAAACCGGAGUGCCCGGAGAAAACCCACGCAGGCACGGGGAGAACAUGCAAACUCCACACAGGCGGGGCCGGGGAUUGAACCCGGGUCCUCAGCACUGUGAGGCUGACGCUCUAACCAGUCGUCCACCGUGCCGCCACGCCUGUGACCAUCAAGGGAUAAAAGCAUGGGUGGUGUUGUAUUGGCUUCCAUUGCAAAGUUUUUAUAUUUUCCCCCCUCUGAUGUAAUGCAUGAAAACUUGUCCUGUAAAUCAAUCAGAACUAAUAAUUAUUAAUGAACAUAAGUUCACAACAGGCGGCACGGUGGACGACUGCCUCACAGUUCUGAGGACCGGGGUUCAAUCUCCGGCCCCGCCUGUGAGGAGUUUUCAUGUUCUCUCCGUGCCUGCCUGCCUAUAAAGAUCACUUUUUCAUGUUCAUAUUUGAGUGUUGGGACUUUAUUUUUUAGUAAUUGGGUGGGGCUUAAGGAAUGUAAAUAGUUGUUUGUAUGUUGCACUCUUUGUAUAUCCUUUCAAACAUAAUGUUCUCUCCCAACUCUGUGUGGGAAUACUUUCUAUACAUAAUGCCUUAAACUCUGCCUUGGACAGCUUAAAUUAUUAAUUAAAUUAAAAUAUGAACCAAGUAA
Messenger RNA from Phyllopteryx taeniolatus (common seadragon), 5942 nucleotides. RefSeq names its product IKAROS family zinc finger 2 (gene ikzf2). The coding region runs from base 840 to 2378 and encodes 512 amino acids. The transcript is spliced from 10 exons. Gene Ontology annotation, molecular function: RNA polymerase II cis-regulatory region sequence-specific DNA binding; DNA-binding transcription factor activity. Lineage: Eukaryota; Metazoa; Chordata; Actinopteri; Syngnathiformes; Syngnathidae. Gene Ontology annotation, biological process: regulation of transcription by RNA polymerase II. The record is from RefSeq and is a predicted model, not a curated record.